AUGGACACGCUCCUCGAGCAGAUCCGCGCCGGCCACGGCUCCAUGGUCGAGAUGGAGAAGGAAGGGCUCAAGCAUGUCUUCAUGGAGGUCCUCGAGAUGCUACGGGCGGAGGAUACUGCCAACGUCGUCGAGCUCGGACGAUGGAUCGAUGCUCUCGGCCAAGUGCUGGAAGGUCUGCCACCGACGAAGCGAGGGAUCUACCUCGGCGAUGCGAUUGCCAUGCUCAUGCGCAAGUCGUCGGGGCACAUCGCGCUCGACCCGUUGGUCGUCGGGUUCCUUGCUCGCAUCGCGACUACCCUAGCGUCUUCCCCGGACGCAUCUAUCAAGGUCCAGGAUCACAAGAAGGUCAUCUACGCUCUCUUGAGCAUCCUUGCACGCGCGCCAAAGCAUUACCUCGACAACGGCCCGUCAUCACCCAUCGAGAACCUCGUGAAAGCAUGCGUCGAAGUCAUUCCUCUGGUGCAUCUCUUCGCCAUGCAGCCAUGGCGGCAGUACGUGAUGAUGUGGCGAGCACUCGUGGCGCCUGGUGCGGAUGCUCCAUCGGACGACGAAGAAGACUCGGAAGACGAUGGCGACGACGACGCGGCCGAGAUCCGCAGAGUGUUUGAAGCCCGCUUGUGGGCCGCGAUCCCCGACGCAUUCCACAUCAAGUACUUGGGUCCAGACCUGAUUGGCGCAGAUAUGGGCGUCGCCGUGCUGGCGGCCUGGACGUGCCUCGGAGAACACGCGCCCUGGGCAAGUCUGUGCUCGUCCCUCACCAAGGCGGCCUUGGACACGAUCUCGCCGUAUGCUCAAGUGCUCAUGCAGCACGACGAUCCAAGCGUCAAAGUCAUUGGCGUACACAUGGUGGCUGCCACGCUGUCGUCGAAAGCCGCCAUGUCGGAAGCCAUUGCGCCGGACCAGUUCCAGACGUCGACAGACAAGAUCGUCGGCCUCGACGCCUACGCCGAGCAUGAACAGCGACGCCACCACUACCAGGCACUGCUCCAAGCCUUGUUGACGACAAUGGUCAUGGUGCCCGACGCCAAGGAUCGGCAACGGACGCUGCAAACGUGGCAGCAAGUCAUUGAGACGAUCACGGUCUCGUCACGGUUUCUGGUCCUCCGUUCGCUCAUUGAGCACUGUCCGUUUCCAAACGCCACUGCCGUCAUCGUCGACCGCGUCCGGGCCGAAGUCGCCCGCCAUUGGCUGCAUUACGUCGAGGAGACGCUGCCGUCCCUCGUCGCGUUGUUGACGCGGCUGCUUGCGCCGCUGCCCGAUGCCGAGUUUGUCCAGCGGAGCGAUGUGUAUACGAGCGCCCUCAGUCUCUAUCGUUUUGUACUGCUUCGUGACAAGGUGGACAACGUUUCUGGCUUGCACUCGAACACGGCUCUGGCGACGCACGUCAAGGGCCAGCGGCGACGUCUCACGGACCUCAUUGAAGCGCAAUUGCUGCUUGGUCCAGCACCGCAUGCGCAUGGGCAUCUUUGCGGCGCGUCACACGAGGACGCCACGUCGCCGUUUGUGACGAUGGAGAUGGCCGGCGCGUUGCCAACCGAGGCGUCGGGUCCCGCGCGUUACGACCUCUUUCGGCUCCAGCUCAUGGAAGGCGCCUUUGAGGCCGCGCUCGACGCACUCGCUACCCGACCUUGA
This is a messenger RNA of Saprolegnia diclina VS20, 1632 nucleotides long. RefSeq lists its product as hypothetical. Gene Ontology annotation, cellular component: cytoplasm. Gene Ontology annotation, molecular function: ubiquitin-protein transferase inhibitor activity. The record is from RefSeq and is a predicted model, not a curated record. The transcript is spliced from 7 exons. The coding region runs from base 1 to 1632 and encodes 543 amino acids. NCBI's taxonomy places the organism in Eukaryota, Oomycota, Saprolegniomycetes, Saprolegniales, Saprolegniaceae.